Molecule: messenger RNA, 843 nt
Organism: Fusarium venenatum
Lineage: Eukaryota; Fungi; Ascomycota; Sordariomycetes; Hypocreales; Nectriaceae
Source: RefSeq, a predicted model, not a curated record
AUGGGUUACGCUGUCGACAUUUAUAUCUAUGGCCUCGGCCUUAUUUUAAUGUACCAAGGCAUUGUUGCUCUGAUUGACCCAAAAGGGCAAUUCAGGCUCAGGGGCAUCAAAGAUAUGAGAUCCUCCGAAGAAAUGGCCAGCUUCGCACCCAUCUACAUGCUCGGAGUUAGAGAUAUUUCCAUGGGUAUCUUUAUGGUCGCCCACCACUACGUCGACAAUUUAACGGCCGUGUUGACAUUGCUGGCUAUUAUGAGCUUCUUCAAAUUUGGCGAUGCAGUUGUGGUGAUUUCAGUCGGGGAUGAUCGUAUAAGGACGAAGGCAAUUGAGAAUAUGGCUAUGGGAUCAACCGUUACGACAAACUAUGAGACCGUCGAUAUCACCGCGUCUCUCAAUACCACUCUUUCUGAUUCAUUCGCUAUCGAGACAUCUCUAGCAGAGUCUACUGCUACCACCAAUACCACGGUCGCCAUUGAUACCAGCAGCGAGACGUCCACUGUCACUGGCAGCCAGAUGCACACUAUCACAACUUCUGAUGCGGUCUUCACUACCACGGCUAAGACUUCCACUGCUGCACCAGUCCCAAAACAUUACACCUGGAUUUGCCGUUGCGGCAUCAAGGGAGCUUCUGUAGCGGCAAGUGACGACUUUGUGUAUUCGAGAAACGCCGCGGCCGGCACCAGACUCGAUUGUUACAGAUCGUGCUUGAAAAAUCCCAACUGUCUGUCUUUGGCCAUUCAAGAGAAUGUAUCUUGUGAAUUGUAUUCAGGGUCAACUGGAGGCACUGAUGUGCUAGACACGGCAUGGAAGUGGUACGAACUCUACUGCUUUUGCGAUAUAGAUUAA